GUUGUCCACUAUCUCAAAUUCUUCAAAAGAGAAGCAUUUUAUAAAGCAAUAAAACAAAGCAUGGUGAUGGUAGUUAUACUUUCUAUUAAUGGACUGUUGAUUAUGUUUCAUCUGCCUCUUCACUUAAAGAAACAAUGGUAGUCAUACUUCACAUACGUUAUACAGUAUACUCUGAGAUGUGUUAAUACUCUGUUUUAUCUUACCUUUUACACUUUGAGCAACAAUUGCAGCAAUGUUGACCGUUGACUCUCAACACUGUUUCAGUUUCAUACUCCUCUGCUUCUUCUCACUCCUCUGUUACUCUCUCUUGUUCAAGAAACUAAAGGACUCACAUGUUGGCCGUGAUUUGCUUCAGAGCCCUCCAUCUCUUCCGAUCAUAGGCCAUCUUCAUCAUCUCCUCUCUUCUCUAGCACACAAAUCUUUGCAGCAACUCUCAUCCAAGUAUGGACCUCUCCUACAUCUCAGCAUCUUCAACUUCCCUGUAGUCCUCGUCUCCUCGGCCUCUGUGGCUUACGAGAUCUUCAAGGCUCAUGACUUGAACAUCUCGUCUCGCGACAAUCCUCCAAUCAAUGAGUCCCUCUUGGUCGGUUCUUCUGUGUUCGUCGGCGCCCCCUAUGGAGAUUAUUGGAAGUUCAUGAAGAAGCUCUUGGUUACAAAGCUGCUGGGACCACAGGCACUCGAGCGGUCAAGAAGCAUCCGUGCAGAUGAGCUAGAGCGGUUUUACAGAAGCUUGCUCGAUAAGGCGAUGAAGAAGGAGAGUGUUGAGAUUGGUAAGGAAGCAACGAAGCUAAGUAUCAACAGCAUAUGCAGGAUGAGCAUGGGGAGGAGUUUUUCAGAAGAGAGUGGUGAGGCUGAGAGAGUUAGAGGUUUGGUUACCGAGUUAGAUGGCUUGACGAAGAAGGUUUUGUUGGUAAACAUAUUGCGCUGGCCGCUUGAGAAGCUCAGAAUCUCUCUGUUCAAAAAAGAGAUAAUGUAUGUUUCGAACAGCUUUGAUGAGCUGCUGGAGAGGAUUAUUGUGGAACGUGAAAAGAAACCGAAUGAACAUCAGGGUACAUACUUGAUGGACGUGUUGUUGGAAGCUUAUGAAGACGAAAAAGCAGAGCAUAAGAUCACUAGGAACCAUAUCAAGUCGUUGUUCGUGGAGCUUUUACUUGGAGGCACUGAUACCUCGGCGCAAACAAUACAGUGGACAAUGGCCGAGCUCAUCAACAACCGUAACGUUCUUAAGAGAUUGAGAGAAGAAAUUGAUUCGGUUGUAGGAGAAACAAGGUUGAUUCAAGAAAAGGAUCUACCAAAGCUACCUUAUUUACAAUCUGUAGUCAAAGAAGGGCUAAGAUUGCACCCGCCAUUGCCUCUCAUGGUAAGGACGUUCCAAAGAAGUUGUGAGAUGAAAGGGUUCUACAUAGCGGAAAAGACAACACUUGUAGUUAAUGCUUAUGCUGUGAUGAGAGAUCCUACUACUUGGGAAGAUCCUGAUGAGUUUAAGCCAGAGAGGUUUCUAAGGCAAGAGGAGGAGAGAAGAGCACUGAAGCACAUUGCUUUUGGAAGUGGAAGGAGAGGCUGUCCAGGAUCAAACCUAGCUACUAUUUUCAUAGGAACUGCAAUUGGAACAAUGGUGCAGUGUUUUGACUUGAGCAUCAAAGGAGACAAGGUCAAAAUGGAUGAGGUUGGAGGACUCAACUUGACCAUGGCUCAUCCCCUUGAGUGCAUUCUUGUUCCUCGAACCCAACCUUUCAUUUCUAACCAGCAGAUUCCAAGUUUGUAAUUUCCAUGAAUCCUAAUUAUUGUUUUUAUUAUUGUAAUUCCAACCUUUCAUGACCAAACGGUUCAAGUUUGGUUUUUAUUUUAUUUUCACGGUUUACAAUACGAAACCGUAAUUAUUGUGGUCUACUGUUGGAUUUGUCCUGAAAUAAGAAAAAGUUAAAAGUGUCCUUGUCUUGUCGUCUCUUUC
Arabidopsis thaliana (thale cress) is the source of this 1951-nucleotide messenger RNA. It is a transcript of the gene CYP705A20, whose product is annotated as cytochrome P450, family 705, subfamily A, polypeptide 20. The record is from RefSeq and is marked reviewed. Gene Ontology annotation, molecular function: monooxygenase activity; iron ion binding; oxidoreductase activity, acting on paired donors, with incorporation or reduction of molecular oxygen. Bases 233 to 1765 code for a protein of 510 amino acids. NCBI's taxonomy places the organism in Eukaryota, Viridiplantae, Streptophyta, Magnoliopsida, Brassicales, Brassicaceae. Gene Ontology annotation, cellular component: membrane. The transcript is spliced from 2 exons.